Molecule: messenger RNA, 1029 nt
Organism: Danio rerio (zebrafish)
Lineage: Eukaryota; Metazoa; Chordata; Actinopteri; Cypriniformes; Danionidae
Gene: aqp8a.1
Product: aquaporin 8a, tandem duplicate 1
Biological process (GO): urea transmembrane transport; transmembrane transport
Cellular component (GO): membrane
Molecular function (GO): channel activity
Source: RefSeq, marked provisional
AAAUCACCCUGAAGCUCCGGGCAGAAAUCAAAAAUGACCUCGGCAGAGUCCAAGUCUGAGCUCUUCACUGUAGCCACGGGCGAUGGGGGAGACAACCACCAGAACCAGCCGAAGAAGCUGCCCUUCUUCGAGCACUACAUCCAGCCGUGUCUGGCAGAGGUCGUCGGCUCUUUCCUCUUCAUGUUUGUGGGCUGCGUGUCCGUCAUGGGCAACGUGGGCAUCAGCGGGAGCAUCCAGCCCGCCCUGGCACACGGACUAGCACUGGCCAUAGCAAUAGCAAUUUUUGGGGAAAUCAGUGGUGGUCACUUCAAUCCAGCCGUGUCUGUGUGUGUUUACCUCAUUGGAGGAAUGGAGGUGAUCCUCCUGGUGCCAUACAUCAUCUCACAGAUGUUAGGUGGAGUGAUUGCUGCCAGCCUUGCCAAAGCUGUGACUACAAAUGAUGCAUUCAGCAAUGCAACAGGAGCAGCGUUUAAUGCCAUUCCGUCGUCUGACGGCAUUGGAGCUGCCACUAUGGCUGAGAUGAUCAUGACGCUUUUCUUGACUAUUGUCGUCAGCAUGGGCGCUGUGAACGGAAGAACCAAAAGUCAACUUGCUCCUUUCUGCAUUGGACUCACUGUGACGGCAAAUAUCUUGGCUGGGGGAGGAAUAUCAGGAGCAUGUAUGAAUCCUGCACGAGCCUUUGGGCCAGCAGUAGUGUCCGGCCACUGGACGCACCACUGGAUUUAUUGGGUUGGACCUCUUACCGGCGCUCUGGUCACUGUCAGCAUUGUGAGAUUGGUAAUGGGUGACAAGAAGGUCCGUGUUAUUUUCAAAUGAUGGAAGAAGGAACUGAAGAGGAUUGCAAGCUUUUUUACCUUGUAAAGCGUUGUAUAAUAUUGACAAACUUUUAUAUGAAUGCAGUAUUCUACUCUUUUCUGUAUCCUGAUGCUUAAAUGUCUCUUCGCCAAAUAUAGUUGUUGUUUUAGUUUUUAUACCCUGUCAUUAUAUAUUCAGUUUUUUACAUUAAUAAAGGAAGUCUUUUGUUAUAAA